GUACACGUGUUUACUCAUCAAUCAUCGUUAAGAAAUGGAUGAAGAGAUUCUUUGACCUGCGACGAUAUUUGCCGUCUUCCACUGUUUAUAAAUAUUUUUCAAAUCUCUCCCUGAAACUAUCAAACUCAUCACUUUGCUUUCCUAACAGAGAGAAAAUGAAGCUUGAACUUGAAGUAACUUCAGAGGAACUGGUCAAGCCUUCUUCUCCGACGCCGGCCAAUCUCCGCCGUUACAAACUCUCAUUUCUCGAUCAAGUCACCGCCGAUGUCUACAAUCCUAUGGUCUAUUUCUACCAACUCAACAGAGAUUCAAACUUCACCAAAAUCCAAAUAAAGAAUCACCUCAAAAACACCCUCUCCGCCGUCUUGUCGGACUACUAUCCCCUCGCCGGCCGAGUCAAUUACGCGGAUUUCGUAAUCGAUUGCAACGACGACGGCAUUCCUUUCUUAGAAACCCGUGUCAAAUUCAAUCUCCACGACGUCGUUUCCAGGUCCUUCCCCGAGGAUCUCAACUGCCUCGUCCCGUUCGAACUGGAUCGACUCAACGAAAUUUCCAUGGGAGUUCAACUGAACUUCUUCGAAUGCGGCGGAAUCGGCCUCGGCGUUUGCGUUUCGCAUAAAAUUGCUGAUGCUCUGUCGUUUUUCUCCGUUGUGAACAGCUGGGCGAGAGCCGCGCGCGGCGAGGCGGAGGCUAUAGGCCGGCCGCAUUUAGUGGCUGCGAAGCUGUUUCCACCGAGGAACGCGGCUGUUUAUAACACUGGGAACAGCAUCGUGAGAGAUAGAGUUGCAAGGAGAUUUGUUAUAGACGGUUCGAAAGUGGAAGCCAUUAGAGAGAAAUAUGCAGAGAGAGCGGCCAUGGAAGGCCAGAGGCGUCCUACGAAAGUUGAAGCCUUAUCAGCUUUUAUUUAUGGCCGUUUCCUUGCCGCCAUUGAAGACGAAUCCUCUGCUCAAACUGAUCGAUUAUUCCUAGUGUGUCAUACGGUGAAUAUACGCCAAAAACUAGACCCACCGCUUCCACAAAAUGCGUUCGGAAAUUACUACAGAAACGCCAUGACCCUCCCUUCUGCCCAAACACUGGCCGACCCCAACUGCUGUGCCCUGGUCAACGAGGUCAGACUUCAGAUCGCCAAAAUCAACGCCGAGUUUCUCAGGCAAUUCCAAGAAGAGAACGCGCAAGUGGAGAUCAUCAAAGCCACGUCCGCCAGAUUCGCCAAAGGCGAGAUCGUGUCCUGCGCCUUCACCAGCCUCUGCCGAUUCCCUCUCUACGACGCCGACUUCGGCUGGGGAUCGCCGCUCUGGGCGGCCUCGCCGGCGCUGCCUUUCAAAAACCUCGUCGUUUUUAUGGACACCAAGUCCGGCGACGGCGCCGUUGAUGCUAUCGUUCAUUUGAAGGAAUCGCACAUGAAGAGGUUUGAAGUAGAUUGCGAGUUUCUCAAGUUUGCUUCUCCUACUGCCUUUUAAUUUCUUCUUCUGAUUAAAGUAUUUUUAUGUGUGAAGUGUGAUUUCUUGGUUUGUUUUAAUUUGUUCCUUUAAAAUCCAAAAGGUUUCGUUAAUUUUGUGGUAUGUGUGUGUGUUUUAAAUUUUAGUUACGUCCAUUCUGUUUCUGGGUUCACCAAUAAUUGUAUUAUUUGAUUUCUUUAGUAUGCAACAAUGGAAGAAUUGCACAGAGACCCUUUUUAGGGGCCAAAUCAAAAUUAAAUCUAAUUUUAAAACAUGAUGAAAUUUUGAUAUUGACUGAACAUCGGAAAUUACCACUUUAACCUCAAUGCUUUCUCAUUUCAUUUCUUCUUUUUGCAGCUGAUCGAUCUAAAAAAGAAAAAAGAUUUGUAUUUUUUAUGUAUUUGUCUUCUUCUUUCUCUUCUGCAUUCUUGUUCUUCCAAUUUUUUUGUUGGUUCUGCAACGUCAUCGUCGUCUUCUUCCAUUUUUUAUGCAUUCUUCUUCUUCAUCUUCUUCUUCCAUUUUUU
Molecule: messenger RNA, 1963 nt
Organism: Benincasa hispida (wax gourd)
Lineage: Eukaryota; Viridiplantae; Streptophyta; Magnoliopsida; Cucurbitales; Cucurbitaceae
Product: stemmadenine O-acetyltransferase-like
Source: RefSeq, a predicted model, not a curated record